This is a messenger RNA of Bufo gargarizans (Asiatic toad), 2922 nucleotides long. RefSeq names its product cleavage and polyadenylation specific factor 2 (gene CPSF2). The transcript is spliced from 15 exons. Gene Ontology annotation, molecular function: RNA binding. Gene Ontology annotation, cellular component: mRNA cleavage and polyadenylation specificity factor complex. Lineage: Eukaryota; Metazoa; Chordata; Amphibia; Anura; Bufonidae. Bases 106 to 2457 code for a protein of 783 amino acids. The record is from RefSeq and is a predicted model, not a curated record. Gene Ontology annotation, biological process: mRNA 3'-end processing by stem-loop binding and cleavage.
GCGCAGUAAGGACGUAGGUAGCCGGCGGGAGUUAGGGUGCCGGUCCGCAGGCGGUGAGGCUGCGGUACCGGGAGAAAGAGUCUCUGUGUGACUGGAUCUGGAAGGAUGACGUCCAUUAUUAAACUGACGACGCUCUCCGGAGCACAGGAGGAGUCCGCCCUCUGCUACCUGCUGCAGGUCGACGAGUUUCGCUUCCUCCUUGAUUGUGGAUGGGAUGAGAACUUUUCCAUGGACAAUAUAGAAGCCAUUAAAAAAUAUGUCCAUCAAAUAGACGCCGUCCUCCUAUCUCAUCCGGAUCCCCUUCACCUAGGAGCGCUCCCCUAUGCAGUUGGUAAACUGGGGUUAAACUGUGCAAUCUAUGCCACCAUUCCUGUGUAUAAGAUGGGCCAGAUGUUCAUGUAUGACCUGUACCAGUCUCGGCACAACACAGAGGAUUUCAACUUCUACACGUUGGAUGAUGUGGACUCUGCAUUUGAUAAAAUACAGCAACUAAAAUUUUCCCAGAUCGUACAUUUGAAAGGUAAAGGUCAUGGUUUAUCCAUCACUCCGUUACCGGCUGGCCACAUGAUCGGAGGAACCAUAUGGAAAAUAGUCAAGGAUGGAGAGGAAGAGAUUGUCUAUGCUGUGGACUUUAACCACAAGAGAGAGAUACACUUGAACGGUUGCUCUUUGGAGAUGAUCAGUCGUCCGUCCUUGCUCAUCACUGACAGCUUUAACGCCACUUAUGUUCAACCCAGGAGAAAACAACGAGAUGAACAACUACUCACGAAUGUACUGGAGACCUUGCGGGGAGACGGGAAUGUGUUAAUCGCAGUCGACACUGCCGGGCGAGUCUUGGAGCUUGCGCAGCUUCUCGACCAGAUUUGGAGAACCAAGGAUGCCGGCCUCGGAGUGUAUUCUUUAGCCCUUCUCAAUAAUGUCAGCUACAAUGUAGUGGAGUUCUCAAAGUCUCAGGUGGAGUGGAUGAGCGACAAGCUCAUGAGAUGUUUUGAAGACAAAAGAAACAACCCCUUCCAGUUCCGUCACUUGACCCUGUGCCACGGCUUUGCUGAUCUCGCUCGCGUCCCCAGCCCUAAGGUUGUACUGGCUAGCCAGCCUGACCUGGAGUGUGGAUUUUCCAGAGAGUUGUUUAUCCAGUGGUGCCAAGACCCCAAAAACUCUAUCAUCCUCACAUACAGGACCACCCCUGGGACUCUCACUCGGUACCUGAUUGACAACCCUACAGAAAGAAUCAUAGAUAUAGAGCUUAGGAAAAGAGUGAAGCUAGAAGGAAGGGAGCUUGAGGAAUAUCUGGAAAAGGAAAGGAUGAAGAAAGAGGCUGCAAAAAAACUGGAACAGUCCAAAGAAGUUGACAUAGAUUCCAGUGACGAUAGCGACGUUGAGGAAGAUAUUGACCAGCCUAUGGCCCACAAGGCCAAACACGACCUGAUGAUGAAGAAUGAGGGCAACAGGAAAGGCAGCUUUUUCAAGCAGGCAAAAAAGUCUCACCCCAUGUUCCCUGCCCCCGAAGAACGAAUAAAAUGGGACGAAUAUGGUGAGAUUAUAAAGCCUGAGGACUUCUUAGUUCCUGAACUCCAAGCAACCGAGGAAGAAAAGAACAAGCUGGAAUCUGGGCUUACAAAUGGGGAGGAACCUAUGGACCAAGAUUUAUCAGAUGUUCCAACGAAGUGUAUUUCCACAACAGAGGCAAUGGAGAUAAAAGCUAGAGUCACAUACAUUGAUUAUGAAGGCCGGUCCGACGGUGACUCCAUCAAGAAGAUCAUCAACCAGAUGAAGCCUCGUCAGCUAAUAAUCAUCCACGGGCCACCUAAAGCGAGCCAGGACCUUGCCGAGGCCUGCCGAGCUUUUGGUGGUAAAGAUAUUAAAGUUUACACUCCGAAACUUCACGAGACGGUGGAUGCAACAAGCGAAACUCACAUUUACCAGGUGAGAUUAAAAGACUCCCUUGUCAGCUCCCUGAAGUUCUGCAAAGCUAAAGACACCGAACUCGCCUGGAUCGAUGGCGUCCUUGAUAUGCGGGUGUCAAAGGUGGACACAGGAGUCAUCCUGGAAGAGGGAGAGUUAAAAGAAGAAGCUGAAGACUCUGAAAUGCAAGUGGAUACUCCAGCUAUUGACACUAGCACCAUUGCUCAGCAGAAAGCUAUUAAGAGCCUCUUUGACGAUGAUGAGAAGGAGUUUUCAGAAGAAAGCGAGGUCAUCCCUACUCUGGAACCACUGCCGAGUACUGAGAUUCCUGGACAUCAGUCCGUGUUUAUGAACGAGCCCAGGCUGUCCGAUUUUAAGCAAGUCCUUUUGCGCGAGGGGAUCCAGGCAGAGUUUGUUGGAGGCGUCCUCGUCUGCAACAAUGUGGUUGCGGUUCGCAGGACGGAGACGGGGCGUAUCGGUUUAGAGGGCUGCAUCUGCGAGGACUUUUAUAAGAUAAGGCAGCUUUUAUACGCACAGUAUGCCAUUGUAUAAGCGGAGUUGAUGGGACUUGACCUAUGUGACCUCUGACCUGGAGACCACCAGUGAAAAUUCUUCAUUCAAGUUUUUUUUCCUUUAAAAAUUAUUUUUAUAUUUUUUUGUAUCACAAACCAUACAUCCAGGACGACGCUUGUGAUAUGUGAGAAUUGUGCAGGCUUGUAGGUUAAGGUCUAGCCACAGGUAUGGACAGGACAGCUAUGUCUACCAGUAGCAGAUAUCCUGAUCAAGAGUGAGGAGCUGUUUGUGCAUUUUGCUGGUAUAUUCACAUUUUGAACCAGUUUAUAUGCAGAUAUAAUUUACAUAAAUGGUGCAGACGCUGUAUGCAUACAUGAUAUUGCUUAGACUACUUUCACACUCUCGUUUGGUGUGGAUCCGUCAUGGAUCCGUACCGAUAAUACAACCGCAUGCAUCCGUUCAGAACUGAUCUGUUUGUAUUAUCUUUAACGUUGCCAAAACGGA